AUGGGCUGCUGUUGUUAAAAGUAAAAGAAAAAUUCAUAUUGGACAAAUAAAGAAUGUAAUCUUUUGAUAAAUUUACUUUAUGAUAAAACAUGGAGAAAAAGGGAUGUAUAAGAAUAGUAUAAAUAAUUUGUUAGAGAAGUUCAAGAUAAAUAAUAAUUAAAAAGAAAUUAUAAUUUAUCUUUUUAAAACUCAGCUGAUCUUUCAAAAAUAUGCAAUAGUUUUAGAGAAGUAAGAGGAGAUGGUAAUUGUUUUUAUACUGCUUUUGGAUUUUAAUAUCUGCAUUUACUUUUAAUGACAUAUAAUGACAAUUAAUUUAAAGAUUUUCUGUUGAAAUAUGAUCGAAUUAAUAUGAAAAUAUUUUCAAACGAUUUUAAUAUAGAAGAUGAAAAUAUUUAGAGUAAUUUACGCUAAGAAUUUUUCAUAAGAUUAUAAAAGUUGAGAGAUAUCAAAGAUAAGUAAACAAGAGAAUAAGAAUUUAUCAAAUAGUUCUAAAAUUAUGAAAAUUAAGAGGAUAUGGAUUGUUGUUUAUAUGGAUUAUCCACAAUAUUUUUUAGGAAUCUAGCUAAUUAAUCUAUUGAUGAUAAUAAUUUGGCAGAGUUAAUUCUUGAUAGAGAGAAUUUGUUAAUUUGGGAAACUGAGUGUAAUAAUAAUGAAGUAGUAAUAUCUGCCCUUGCGAAGACUUUAAAAAUGUAUAUAUAUAUUUUCAUAUAAUUUAAGAAAAAUAUAAUUAGUAUUUUUUUAGAAUAAUGGAUAUGAAUUGAAAGUGUAUGAGGAGGAAUAAAAAGACUCAUUGAUAUUGUUGAUUAAACCAGGUCAUUACAAUAUUGGAUUAAAUUUAUAAUAAAAUUGA
Paramecium pentaurelia is the source of this 850-nucleotide messenger RNA. The record is from the annotation of a GenBank genome assembly. NCBI's taxonomy places the organism in Eukaryota, Ciliophora, Oligohymenophorea, Peniculida, Parameciidae.